AUGGGAUUUCUUAUUAGUAAUCCAACUUCAAAUUACACAAAAACUUUUUGGUCUUGUUUUCGAAAAGCAUUAGAUGAUAACCAAAAAAAUAGAGAUGGAAAAUGUAGAAUUUUAUCAAUAAUAGCUAAUGAUUUUACUUAUAAAGAAUUAGAAAACAAUUUAGAUGUAGCAACACAUACUAUUGGUGAAUCAAGAAAACAUGCAAUGGUAAAUGGUUUUGGUUGUCCACCUCUUGUAAAACCUAUAUUUUAUCGUUUAAAAUUUACAAUGGAGCAAAUUAAUCAAUUCGAAUAUUUUUUUACAAGAAAAGAUGUUGUUAAUAUGAGUUCCCAUAAAAAUUAUUCACAAUCAGGUUUACCAAUAAUGUAUUUACAAGAUCAUAAGCAAGCACUUUGGGAAAAAUUUUCUGAAGAAUAUCCAAAUGGAAUUCAUCAUACAGCAUUUAUGACAUGUUUACAAGGAAGUAGAUAUGUUUUUCAAAAUAAUUUGGGUGGCCUUUGUUCAGAAUGCAAUGAAUGUGGUUAUGAAGUUUUUGCAUCUAUUGAUACUAUUAUUGGUACUCAUAUAGGAGAUGAAAGUUUGAAAAUAUCACAAGCAAUAAAACAAUAUGUAAAAUUAGGAAAUACAAUUGAAAAUGAUGAUGAUAUAGAAAUAGCUAUCAAUGAAAUUGUGGGAACAAAAUUUGCUAAUUUAUUACCAAAUCAAAACCAAGGAGAAGAUAUUAGUUUUAUAUAUGCUAGAAUUUUACCUGAAAUUGGAGAAUGGAAAAAAUGGUCAUCAACACAAAUUGAAAAAAUUCAGAAAGAAUGA
Messenger RNA from Diversispora eburnea, 810 nucleotides. The record is from the annotation of a GenBank genome assembly. NCBI's taxonomy places the organism in Eukaryota, Fungi, Glomeromycota, Glomeromycetes, Diversisporales, Diversisporaceae.